AUGGCCACACAUAUGAGGGAGAAGCGCGUGGCCAAGGAGCGUCAAAAGAUCGAAAGAUCUGGCUUACCCCCGGGCAUCGAUCUCGUCGACGGCGACAGCUUGAAAGAAUGGACGUUUGACAUUCGUGUCCUCGACACAAAUCCGCUUUACCAAAAUCAGAUUUACCGCCUGAGGUUUGCAUUUCCACAGUCAUAUCCCAUCGAACCGCCCGAAGUCACGUUCGAUAUAAAGCCAGAUCGGCCCGUGCCUAUUCACCCUCACAUCUACUCGAAUGGCUUCAUAUGCCUCGAUUUACUUGAUUCACAAGGGUGGAGCCCCGUGCAAAGCGCAGAAAGUGUAUGCAUGAGCAUCCAAAGCAUGCUCACCAGUAAUUCCAAAAAUGAGCGGCCGCCAGGAGAUGAGGAGUUUGUCCGCGGCAAUCGGUUGCGGCCCCGAGACAUUGAGUUCUUAUAUCACGACAACACUGUAUGA
Messenger RNA from Metarhizium album ARSEF 1941, 471 nucleotides. Its product is annotated as ubiquitin conjugating enzyme. Gene Ontology annotation, cellular component: nucleus. Bases 1 to 471 code for a protein of 156 amino acids. Gene Ontology annotation, molecular function: ubiquitin conjugating enzyme activity. The record is from RefSeq and is a predicted model, not a curated record. The transcript has 3 exons. Lineage: Eukaryota; Fungi; Ascomycota; Sordariomycetes; Hypocreales; Clavicipitaceae. Gene Ontology annotation, biological process: protein polyubiquitination; proteasome-mediated ubiquitin-dependent protein catabolic process.